Messenger RNA from Caenorhabditis angaria, 481 nucleotides. The record is from the annotation of a GenBank genome assembly. Lineage: Eukaryota; Metazoa; Nematoda; Chromadorea; Rhabditida; Rhabditidae.
AUGACCGAAGUUAUGCCAACUCAAGCGCCAUAUAUUUCUGCAAAACAGCGAUUGUUGAAUGAUUGGACAAAAGGAAAUAUUGCACCAAUUAUGAUUAAUGGAAAAAUAGUUAAAAGAAAAAGAUGUGGCGACAAAAACGAGGAUAAUUCGAAUGCUCCAAACUCAGUUAGUUUUUGUAUGAUUUCAAAAUUUACUAACUAAAAAGUUUCGAUAUUUUCAGAAACGCAGCAAAUCAACUAAUUCCAAUGCUGUGACUUUAAUGAAGCCUGAUGCUCUUCAGAAAAUGCAAAAAGUGGUGGCUGAAAAUAAUGUCGGAAGAACCUUCAAACAACGCGGGAAUUGUCAACAAUUGGUGGAGAAGAAACAAGAAUUGGUGCCAAAAAAGAUGUUUGAACAAAAAGAAGAUGAAGCUGUUGUCACUGAGGAGUUUCUGAUGAGUUUGGACCCAAGUGAUCCACUCGGUCUCAAACUGAUGGUAUAA